AUGUCUUCUAAAGUUCAAUCCAAAGGUUCCAGAGCCAAAGACCAGCAGGCCUCAACCCCAGAGAGUCUGCCACCCCCGGAGGCCAAUGCUGAAGCCAUUUGCUUCCUCAGCUCCCUUCGGCAGGAGGAGCUGCAGAUGCUGUUCUUCUCGGAGACUUUGGCCAUGGUCUCGAACACAGGGGUGCCUCAGGGAGAGCUGACCAUUGAGGUGCAGAAAGGGAAACACGAAGAUGAUAUGAGCACCAUGUCACACUGCCCCCUCGUGCAUGCCUUCAGCCGCGGCUCCAUGGACAAAAUGCGCUUUGGAAGCUCUGUCCUCGGCUAUCUCACGUGGAAACUGGAGAUCAUGGAACAACAUAGUCAGGAAUUCAUCAAGUUCCCCAUCUUCCCCAUGGAGCGGAAGACUAGUUUGCUGAAGCAGGGGAGUCAGCUGGCCAUGACCAGGAGUGUCAAGGAGGGUGAGGAAAUGACGACUGAAGUGACAUAUUUCCCCUGGGACUCAAUUGCGGGCUUCAUCUCCGAGGCUGCCAACCUGCUGUUGCUGAGGGUGAUGGCCUGGAGGCAGAUGGUGCCCAGUGGUGCCCGCUUCCUGGCCUUGGAUGCCGAGGGCAAACUCUGCUAUUCCACUUACCAAGCCCUGGGCUCGCAGACCAUCCAGGUGGACCGUCGGCAGGCGCAAGUGUUCAUCGUGGCGCAGACCACACACUCGAAUGAGGGCAUCCCCGUGUCCUGCCAGUUCUACCUGCUGUCUGAUGGGCACCUGGCCAAGAGGAUCCAGGUGGGCUCCUCCAGCUGCUGCAUGAUCACCAAGAUGCCUGUCUUGAGGGAGGAGGAUGAGAUUGAGCCUCCCCCGGUAUUUGAGAAGAAGCCCCUGGACUGGGAGGAGGACUUGGAGCUGUACUCGAGGUUCCUGGAACGGAAGGUCUUCAGUUGGCUGGAUGAGGCCCAUCCACAGCAGGGAGGGAAAUCUACUUCACUCAGUCUACCAGUUCAAAUGCUGAUCUCCUCCAAAAGCACCCUCACAAACACACCCGAAUAUCCGGUCACCUCACGGCCCAGUCAAGUUGACACAUAAAAUGAACCAUCACAGUAUGCUGUUACACCCAAGGCAGUGAUUGGGAAAUGGGAUGACGAGGGGAGCUUGAGCAAUAGG
Miniopterus natalensis is the source of this 1152-nucleotide messenger RNA. NCBI's taxonomy places the organism in Eukaryota, Metazoa, Chordata, Mammalia, Chiroptera, Miniopteridae. The record is from RefSeq and is a predicted model, not a curated record.